CAGUGGACAAAUUGGCAUAAACAGUUCUCCAGACUCCGCAUGAGCGAAGGGUGAGCCGAGAGUACAACACCGACCCGAAGGCACCUCUGCAGGGGGAGCCUGGAGAUUGUCUUUCCUGUCGGAGACUCCAAACCAAACAAAUAGAAAAAAAAAGAAAAACUAUCCAAGAUGACUGUCACUUACUCCAGUAAAGUAGCAAAUGCGACUUUUUUUGGAUUUCAUAGGUUACUCCUCAAGUGGAGAGGCAGCAUCUACAAACUACUAUACAGGGAAUUUAUUGUUUUUGCUGUACUUUACACAGCAAUAAGUUUUAUGUACAGAUUGUUACUUACAGGAGCCCAAAAACGUUACUUUGAAAAAUUAUCAAUUUACUGUGACAGAUAUGCUGAACAAAUUCCAGUAACCUUUGUGCUUGGGUUUUAUGUUACUCUGGUGGUGAACCGAUGGUGGAACCAGUUUGUGAAUCUGCCCUGGCCAGACAGGCUGAUGUUCCUCAUCUCCAGCAGUGUUCACGGAAGUGACGAGCAUGGGCGCCUGCUCAGGAGGAUACUGAUGCGCUACGUCAACCUCACAUCCCUGCUCAUCUUCCGCUCGGUGAGCACGGCCGUGUACAAGAGGUUUCCGACGAUGGACCAUGUGGUUGAAGCAGGUUUUAUGACAGCAGAUGAAAGAAAAUUAUUUGAACACCUCAAAUCUCCUCAUCUGAAAUACUGGGUUCCAUUCAUCUGGUUUGGAAAUCUUGCAGCUAAAGCCCGGAAGGAAGGUAGAAUCAGAGACAGUGUUGAUCUGCAAUCAUUGAUGACUGAAAUGAACCGGUUUCGCUCCUGGUGCAGCCUCUUAUUUGGUUAUGACUGGGUUGGGAUUCCGCUGGUCUACACCCAGGUUGUCACGCUAGCUGUCUACACCUUCUUCUUUGCGUGCCUGAUUGGACGCCAGUUUUUGGAUCCCACCAAAGGCUACUCAGGGCAUGACUUAGAUCUUUACAUUCCGAUCUUUACUCUCCUACAAUUCUUCUUCUAUGCAGGAUGGCUCAAGGUAGCUGAGCAACUUAUCAACCCUUUUGGAGAAGAUGAUGAUGACUUUGAAACUAACUGGUGCAUUGACAGAAAUCUGCAGGUCUCCCUUUUAGCCGUGGAUGAAAUGCACAUGAGCUUACCCAAAAUGAAGAAGGACAUUUACUGGGACGAUUCUGCUGCUCGACCACCGUAUACACUGGCAGCUGCUGACUACUGCAUACCCUCAUUUCUGGGGUCAACAGUUGAAAUGGGGCUGUCGGGGUCUGACCUGCCUGGCGAGGACUGGCUGUGGGAUUACGAGAAGCAUGGCCAUCGCCGCUCCAUGAUCGGAAGAGUCAAGAGGUUCCUGAGCACCCACGAACGCGCCUCCAGCCCCAGGAGGAGAAGCUACAGGAGACAGGCCAGCGACAGCUCCACGUUCUUACCCCCGGGCGACCUCAGCCCAGCCAGGGACCUGCUGCACGUGCCCUCGAGAAGUCCCCACCAUGCCUCAGCCACCUGGAAGCACCCCUGCACCCCAGAGGGGAGCCCCAAGCUGCACGCCAGCCUGGGAGAGCUGCCCACCCUCCGACAGGCCAGCCUGACUCCACCGUCCAGUGUGAGGGGCUACCCCACCAAACCGCCGCGGGUCCCUGAGGUACUGGUCACAGCAGCCGAAGCGGCAGUGUCCAGGGCAGAGGACGACCACCACGACUCCAUGGCCUCUAUCCAGAGCUCUGACUUCACUGGGGUUCAGCCGAGCAGGACUGGGCAGCAGGAGGACCCUGUGGGGUCAGUCCCGUUCCCCUCAGAGAAAGGGGCACCUUCUAGGGACCCCAGUUCCCAGACUGUUCCAGCCAAAGCUGAGAGAAACCUCCUCCAGUUUGCCUCUGAGGAGGACCCUCAUGAGAGUGACAAGUCCCCAGAAAGGUGGAGCCUCCCGAGGUUGGUGGAGUCCAGCCGCACCUCCCUGGCAGGCCUAAGUCCGGAUCCCGUGAGCCCUGAGCCAGUUCCUUUACUUGACACAGAAACAUCCUCAGAGACCGGUGGAAUCAACAUUGUGGCUGGUUCUCGAGUCUCUCCUGAUGUGCUGUAUUUAAUAGAAAACCUGGACACCAAGGAAACGGAUAUCAUAGAGUUUAACCACGAGCAAACGGAGGAGUCACCCAAAGGAAGGCCAGAAAGUUCUAGGACCUGGCUCUAGCCUAGAUUCUUACUUUCCCAAAAGUUCAAGUAUUAGUUCCAGAACAUCCCUGGGGGCUGGUCAAUUUUUUUUUAAAUGAUCAUACCGUAUAAGCUACUUAAAACUUUGAAGGGCAUUAUGAUCCUGACUUUCUGAGACCUGAGAAAAUCAAACACAUUCACGCCACCCACUACAAAGUGACUUUCAUGGAAGUUACGCAGACCACAGUGAGGUAUCUUAACCAAAUAAGGAACCUUAAAUAUAUAAAUAUAUACGCCUUAUAAAUUCAUAGAUUGUUAGCUUUGCAAAGGGCUUUAUAGAUCAUGGUCCAAUCCCCUAGU
This is a messenger RNA of Orcinus orca (killer whale), 2519 nucleotides long. It is a transcript of the gene BEST3, whose product is annotated as bestrophin 3. The transcript has 10 exons. Bases 169 to 2199 code for a protein of 676 amino acids. NCBI's taxonomy places the organism in Eukaryota, Metazoa, Chordata, Mammalia, Artiodactyla, Delphinidae. The record is from RefSeq and is a predicted model, not a curated record. Gene Ontology annotation, molecular function: chloride channel activity.